UGGGCCGCUACAAAAAGAAAAAAUAGAGAGGAAGAAAAAAAAAAAAGAGAGGCAAUCUCAAACUCCCACACCCUCAUCCCCCUUCUCCUCCCCUCUCUUCCUCCUUCCCCUCCCUCCUCUAGUCUCCCCCAUCCUUUGUGAAAAACUCAAGGCAUCAGUCGUCAGAGCUCAGUCUGUUGAAGUGGCCGGCUCUUGAACCGAACCAUGCCUCAGCCCGGGCCCCAGGACAGCUGAGUCCACAGAGAGGAGCUCAUCUUUGGGGAAGUAGGGCCUCGGCGAAAAAAGACUUUUCAUAUUGUGAUUUUUUCAGCUUUGGGACAGAAGGAGUGAGGAGCACCUCAGAAGACCGGGACAAAGAGGCAACAGAGAUGAGUCCUGAGCACUGCAGCUCGGUGAAGACACAACACAACACACACGUGAAACUAUAACUGAAGGAAACAACACACACCCCCCGCUACUGGUAACAAAACAAAAAAGGGAGGCCUGGAGGGGACUUGGAGGGAGCACCAGUAGCCGUCCAUCUAUCCAUCUAACCAGCCAGCAGCGAUGCAGGGGCUGAUGUGGAGCCUGUGUGCCCUGCUCUGCCUCUCCCUCUGGGAGGGAGGUUAUUGCAGGAGCUCCAGGGAAGCCCGGAGGACUCUCCACAGGAGUAAAAGAGCCCCCAUCGACCCAGAUGCCAAAAAAUGUUCCUACACCUUCCUUGUACCUGAGCAGAAAAUCACAGGUCCAAUCUGUGCCAGCACCACGGGCCCAGAGCCAGACAAGGAGAGAGUGACCCGUAUAGACAUUGCAGAUGUGCGGGAGGUGCUCAACAAACAGCGGCGUGAGAUUGAGACGCUGCAGCUGGUGGUGGAUGUGGAUGGUAACCUAGUGAACGAGAUGAAGCUGCUGCGGAAAGAGAGCAGGAACAUGAACUCCAGGGUGACCCAACUCUAUAUGCAGCUGCUGCAUGAGAUCAUCAGGAAAAGAGACAACUCUCUGGAGCUGGCCCAGCUGGAGAACCGCGUCCUCAACGUGACCUCUGAGAUGAUGCGACUGGCUUCGAGGUACAAGGAGCUGGAGAGCAGGUUUGCCACGAUGGCCGGGGUGGUCAACAACCAGUCCGUUCUCAUCUCCGCGCUGGAGGAGCAGUGUCUGAGGACAAUGGGUCGCAGUGAGCUGCCCGUAGUACCCCCACUGGUACAGGUGGUACCGCUGAAUCUACCAGUUAACAAUCGGUUCACCAACGAGAUACAGAGGGACAAUAACAACCGGGCCUUCCCCAGAGGAUCACGCAUGGAGUCCCCUACUGCAAGCCCAUUUGGAAUUGAUCCUCCACCACCGCAGGGAACACUUACCUCUGAUGGUCCCUUCAAAGACUGUUUCCAGGUGCGACAGGCAGGCCACACCACCAGUGGGAUGUACCUGCUUAAGACAGAGGCCAACGAUCAGUUGAUCCAAGCCUGGUGUGAACACGGCCUUGACAACGGAGGAUGGACCGUGUUGCAAAGGAGGAGAGAUGGCUCUGUUAACUUCUUUCGGAACUGGGAGAACUACAAGAGAGGCUUUGGGAACAUAGACAGUGAACACUGGCUCGGGCUGGACAAUAUUUACAACCUGGGGAAACAGGGCGACUAUAAGCUGAUGAUAGAGCUGGAGGACUGGACGGGGAAGAAGGUGUACGCCGAGUACAGCAGCUUCCGCCUGGAGUCAGAGAGUGAGGGUUAUCGGCUGAGGCUCGGCACCUACCAGGGCAACGCCGGGGACUCGUUCAGCAGUCACAACGGCAAAAUGUUCACCACGCUUGAUCGCGACAAGGAUGCAUUUUCUGGUAACUGCGCCCACUUCCAUAAGGGUGGCUGGUGGUACAAUGCAUGUGGCCAGACCAACCUGAAUGGCGUGUGGUACAGCGGGGGAGUUUACCGCAGCAAAUUCCAGGAUGGCAUCUUCUGGGCAGCGUAUGGAGGAGGUUUCUACUCCCUCAAGUCAGUCCGCCUCAUGAUCCGACCGAUCGACUGAAACAUUCCUUCAAAUGCACCUCAAGUUUCCUUCCUUAUCUUUAUCUACCCAUGAACAAAGACCGUAAAAGGCAGAAACCAGGAAUCCCUGUCAUCGUACAACUGCGCCUUGUAAAAUAUGAAAGGAGGAAGAGACGGUGGCAUGUGGUUAUGGCCAGACAAUAAUGACUCCAGCAGCCUGCGCAGUGGCUAGCUCCCAAGUUGACUAUGAGAUGAAGACUGAUGCCAUUGCCCUCCCUAAGUAACUGCUCUCCUCCACCUUCAGUCUGGAGAGUAAUGGUCCAUCGAGCUCCCUGGAAUCAUCAAGUAUUACCCUCAAGCGUCCUAUUUUACUCACUCUUGUAUGUAAUAAAAGGGAAAUGGUCAUUUAUUAAAGACAUGAGAUUUCUUCCGAGCAGCUAAUGGUGACUUUUUAAAAAAUAGUGUCGCCCAUACCAAAGGGUAUUGGAUGUAAUGGGAUGUUUAACCAUAGUAGCAUGAAAAAAAUGAUGAAAUUUAAAGUUGUGUUGCCGGUUAGAGACCCUGACAAUCAAACGGUUAGUGGACAGGAUCUACCGUCUACUCAUUUCUGGGUUUCGUCUGGACUUCAGGGGGUUCCUUCGACCCCCAGCAGAAAAUGAACUUGUGCAACAGUGUGCUUGUCCGAUGUGCAUAUGGCUGAGCUGGCGUUGGUAUGUAAAUAUCUUUGGCGUUAUUUGUGAAAGGUAAUUUAAGAGGUGUGAUUCUACUCAGGCCAAAUGUUCACAAUGUUGUCACUCUGCCAUUCUUUGUUAUUUAUCAGUGUAUUUAUAGUAAGUAUAGUCAUGGCUGUUUUAUACCAAGCCCUGUAACAAAACAAUUCUUAAUAUGUUUUUUUUUUAUCCCAUGUAGAGAUACAUUAAUGACACUUGAACACACACAAAUCCAGAGUGGAUGUCUAGUUGAGAAUAUGAGACAUGCACUGCCCUUUUUCAUGAAAUUAAAUCCUUUUGUAAACAUUGAA
Sebastes umbrosus (honeycomb rockfish) is the source of this 2979-nucleotide messenger RNA. RefSeq names its product angiopoietin-like 1a (gene angptl1a). The record is from RefSeq and is a predicted model, not a curated record. Gene Ontology annotation, biological process: cell surface receptor protein tyrosine kinase signaling pathway. Bases 547 to 1998 code for a protein of 483 amino acids. The transcript is spliced from 6 exons. NCBI's taxonomy places the organism in Eukaryota, Metazoa, Chordata, Actinopteri, Perciformes, Sebastidae.